AUUGAUUUAUGAAACUACAUAUCUACAAAAUUUCAUCAUAACUUCAUUUUUCCAAAUUUUACAUAUUAUGUACUUACAGAUAUGUGUACAUAUCAGUUUUAAAGUUUAUCGAAUUCUUUUGGUCCAUUUAAAAAAUCAUACAGAUUCACAGUCUAUUGAACUACUUGUAAGCCCAAAAGUGGAUUUAUGAAUUUCACCAAUAAAGUUGUGCUUCUAACGGGCGCAGCAUCAGGAAUAGGUGCUGCCACAGCCGUUAAAUUCUCGGAACUGGGUGCGAAACUCGCAAUUGUGGAUCGAAGCAAAGAGGGACUUAAAAAAACAGCAGAGAAUUGUUUGAAACACGCCAAGUCCAAAGAUCAAGGUGAAAUACUUCAAUUAGUCGGCGACGUUAGCCAACCUGAAGAUCUCGAAUGCAUAGCAAAGCAGACGAUUGAUAAGUAUAAAAGGUUGGAUGUGCUGGUUAACAAUGCUGGUAUCAUGGAGGAUGGCACGAUUGAAAACACUAGCCUUAAACAGUUCGAUUGUAUGAUUCAUACAAAUUUGCGUUCCCAAUUCUACUUAACCCUUUUAUUGGUACCGGAACUGUUGAAGACGAAGGGUAAUAUUGUGAAUACAUCAAGUAUAUGUGGCAUGCGUUCGUUCCCCAACACUUUGGCGUACAACAUUUCCAAAUCGGGUGUGGAUCAAUUUACGCGUUGUGUAGCAUUGGAGCUGGGCGAGCGAGGAGUACGCUGCAAUUGUAUAAAUCCCGGUGUCAUAUACACAAAUUUGCAGAAACGGUAUUUGGACGAGAAGGCAUAUGAAGAAUUUAUCAAGAAAGCAAAACACACACAUGCUCUGGCACGUUAUGGCCAACCGGUUGAAGUGGCAAAUGUGAUAUGCUUUCUAGCAAGUGAUCUGGCUAGCUUUAUCACAGGGCACAGUGUACCCGUAGAUGGUGGAAGACACGCCAUGACACCGCGUUGAAUCGCGUUUUCAAAAAUGGUAUUAAAAUGCUGGUGAAUUCAAAAUUUGCGGAUUUUAUCAAAAUCUGUUUCAAUCUUAAUUAGGCCUUAAAAUAAAAAAUACUGAGUUUU
Molecule: messenger RNA, 1076 nt
Organism: Anastrepha obliqua
Lineage: Eukaryota; Metazoa; Arthropoda; Insecta; Diptera; Tephritidae
Product: 3-oxoacyl-[acyl-carrier-protein] reductase FabG-like
Exons: 1
Coding region: 187-966 (259 amino acids)
Molecular function (GO): oxidoreductase activity
Source: RefSeq, a predicted model, not a curated record